AACCGACCGCGUGUGUGCGUGCGCAGUUUCACAUGUGAUAAUCGAUCUACAAUGGAGGUGUGAAUUGAAAAUUCGUGAAAUUUCUUUUGUGUCGUGAUUAGUGAGUGUUAAUUCCAAGAUGAAAUUUUAUUUGUACAUGGUCAUAUGCGGUUUGCUUAACAAUUCUGUGAGUUCUUAUUUGGAAGAAUUCAAUGUACUCAAGCACUUUAGGGACCUAAAAAAUUCAACCGAUGUUUUCGACCUUGUGACCGGAAAAGACGGCUUCGAUGCAAUUCAAAUUAAGACGAAUGACACCAUAGCGAUGCCUGUUAAAGAUUUUGAUCCACCAUUGAAAACGCUUACAAUACCGUACAACUUCCAAGUGAUCAUUAAAAUAGACUUACAGUACAAAGCAUGGUGCAUUUUUUCCAUUAUCACAAAUGGUAUCUCCAACAUAGCUCUAUGCUUUGAUAUUUCAUCAGAAGGUAUGAUAAGAAUAUACAUACAAGGACAAGGUAUAAUAAAUCAAGGACGGUUUGCAUACAAUAUUAACGAUACAGAUUGGAUUGACGUUUUUAUUCGAAUCGAAACAAAUAAAGUAGUAAUUUACGCGAACUGUGAGGAGUUGGAAGAAGUAUUCGAUGAUGAUUUUAUACAAAAUAUAGAGUUUCAGGGCGAUUCGAUUUUAUACUUGGGUAAAUUUACCGAUCAGGAUCAAAAUACUUAUAAGGGUGCAAUAGAGGCUUUAAAAAUAACCACAGGUGGUGACGGUAUUUCUGAAGUGUGUUCAAAUGGUUUACCGGCUAGCACUCCUGGAUCUUUGGAACGCAACACUAAUAAAGACCAUCCGACAGCCGAAUACCUUAGAGCCUUUAUAGAUAUAACAUCGGAUGACCCUUUUGCCGAGUCUGAUACUGAUACAGAUAUAACAAGAGAAAAGGGUGAAAAGGGAGAUAAAGGAGACGCUGUUAUUGGACCAACAGGACCACAAGGACCUAAAGGAGAGACGGGGGCAUGUCAAUGUACAGAAAACGAUGUAUCCAAGAUACUUAGGAGUGUCGUAAGCAGUGUGCCAGAAUUGCGUGGUCCCCCUGGAGAAGCGGGGCCACAAGGUAGAGAUGGAUAUAUUGGAGAACCAGGAGCCCAGGGUGAUAUCGGUCCAGUUGGGCCUGCAGGCCCUAGAGGAGAAAGAGGUGAACCAGGUGAUCCUGGUAGAGAUGGAGGUAGUGGGCCUAAAGGUGACCCUGGAAAAGACGGCGCUAGAGGUCCUCCAGGUCCCCCUGGUCCUGAAUGUCCCGCACCAGUCAUAGAGAAAAUAGAAGAGACAACAGCUCCUGUCAAGAGAGAAAAAGGUGAUAUGGGCCCAAUGGGGCCUCGAGGAGAUGCCGGCAGUAGGGGCAUUGAUGGACAAAAAGGGGAGAAAGGAGAGCAGGGUAUCAAAGGGGAGAGAGGGGAUGAAGUUACAAAAUACCUGACAUAUAAGGGUUUGGAUGGUAAACCAGGAGUUAAAGGUGAUAAAGGUGCACCUGGUGAGCGAGGAUUGGAUGGCGUUAAGGGUAUACAAGGAGAGACUGGGAAACCUGGAAGCCUCGGAAUUAAAGGAGAUAAGGGUGACAAAGGCGAUAUUGGUUCACCAGGAUCACCGGCUAAAUUGUCAUCAAUACUAGAUGCAACAAUAGAUCCUCAUGAAAAUGCAGCUGUGGUAGAGAAGCUUCGGGGGUUUAAGGGUGAUAACGGUGAGACAGGUCUUAAGGGAGAAAAGGGUGAUCAGGGAUUAAUAGGACCCCAAGGGCCUCCCGGCAAAGAUGGCGUUGACGGUUCCCAUGGUGAACGAGGUCUACCUGGUCACAAAGGAGAUUUGGGUCCUGAAGGUCCACAGGGAGCAAAGGGUGAAGCAGGAAAUCCUGGUGCUCCAGGAAAUGUUCCUGAAUCUGCCAUUGCUUUAUUAAAAGGUUCCAAAGGAGACCGAGGUACUCCUGGAAAAAUGGGUAGCCGUGGACACACAGGGCACCCAGGAAAACAUGGAUCGGUCGGGCCAGUAGGUCCAAAGGGGAUAAAAGGCGACAGAGGAUCACAGGGCUUCAAGGGUGAAAAAGGAGACAAAGGACUCGACGGAGCACAUGGAUCAAAAGGGGAAAAAGGUGAAAUACCUUUUAUAGACUACAAAAAGGUCAAAGGUGAAAAGGGUGACACAGGUGAACCAGGCACUGCCGGUGAAACAGGGAAGCCUGGUAUCCCAGGCACAUGUGAAGCAUCGGCCUGUCCAUCUAUCCCCGGUCCACCUGGACCCCCUGGCCCGCCGGGCUCACCAGGAAUAUCCCUCACUGGACCUAAAGGAGAACCUGGUGGAAUUGUGCCCCAAAAUAAUUUUGUACGAACAGAUUCAUUUGAGGAUGAUGAAGAUAUGUACGCAGCCGCAACAAUCGUAUUUAGGACUACUUCGAUUCUUCUAAAGAAAACUACCGAUAUUCGGGUAGGCACGAUAGCCUAUGUAAUACAAGAAAGAAUUUUACUAGUACGCGUUGAAAAUGGUUGGCAAAAUGUGGAGAUGGGUUCGCUGUUUUCAGCGCGAAGUACAUCUCAUGGUUACGCUGAUAUUCCAGAGUCUACUUUGCCUCCAAGGACUUUAUCUAGCGAUGAAAAGUCAUUUAUCCGUCUUGUCGCCUUGAACGAGCCGUAUCCAGGGAAUAUGUUGACAUCUAUGAACAGGACUGGAAGGAACGCAGUCAAUCAAGAGUGUUAUCGACAGGCACUCAGGGAAUUCCGUGCGAAUAAUUUUGUCGCGUUCCUCACUAAUAAUGUUGAGGAUCUAAAAUCUCUUGUCAAAACAAGUGCAGAUCGAGUCGUACCAAUAGUCAAUUUACAUGGAGAAGUACUUUUUGAAUCGUGGCUGCAUCUCUUCAAUGGGUCUGGUGCACCACUGCCAAUGAAUAAGCUAUAUAGUUUCAACGGGCAAAGAGUUAGCACUAAUAAAAAUUGGCCUGAAAAAGCUAUAUGGCACGGAAGUGAUGCGUACGGUUAUAGAACUUCAAGAGCGUUUUGCGAAGAAUGGCAAAAUGAUAAUCCACUGGAUUUUGGAAUGGCUUCUCCAUUCGAAGAAAACAAGCUUUUAUACCAAACACUUUACCCAUGUGAUAGUAAGCUGAUUGUAUUAUGUGUAGAGGCAACAUCUAGAAAACACACGAUUAGAAGAAGGCUGCCAUCGACGAGAAGAUCCCGACAUACAAGGAAAGAAGACUUUCACAUAGAUCCUUGAAAAACAUCAGUAUUAUAGUGUUACAUGUUUGUAAAUAAAGUCAUAAUACAUACUUUCAGGAAUAAUAUUCAAAUUAUAUUAAAUUCAGAAUAAAAUUUUAUUAAAUUACAAUUGAUUAUGUAGAGACUUCAUACGGAGACAAUUAAAAUGGAGAUUAUUUUAAUAGUGUAAGCUACCCUAACUGCCGUACUUAGAUUACUAUUCAAUUAUGUCUAUCGUUAAGUAAUAAUUAUACUUAAUUGUAUAACGGUGUAAUUAAGCGUCGUUUAAUGCUCGAUUAGUUGACAAAUGAUUACAUGAAUGGGGUUGCUAUUUAAUUUGUAUGAACUUUUCAAAUCUUAACUAAUAGUUAAACAAUUGUUACUGAACUAUUUGGUUAGGCUCAUUUGUAUGAGAACGGGUGGAAGAAAUUACUCACGCAAUUUUAUUCGUUCCCAUACAAGUUGAGUAUGGCAGGACUCCAAAAAUCAUAAUUAAAGAAUUUGAAUUUUUUUUUUUUUGAAAUUUGUUUAAUAGCCGAACAUAGCUUUUAUUCUGCAAAUUCCAAUCUAACAAGAAAAAUGCCAACAUUUUUAUAUGCAAGUUCCCUGUAGUUCCAUCAAUAUCCGUAGCGCUGAUGUUGCAACCUUCGAACCGUGCGGAACAAAAACUCAUUUGGGAUCGAGAUCAUUGUCGGUAUCGCUAUUUGAAGUUACAGAGGCUGUAGCCCCAUUGUAAUCCCAUUGAAAGGCAACGGGACUUUAUAUCAUAGUCUGAAAAUGAUUGUAUUUAAUACUUUACAUAUACGAUUUCCUUUUAAUUGUUUAGUUUGUAUCAUCAAAAUAUAUUCCAAACAUUCGCCAUUGUUAUUGACACACUUCUCAAAUUAGUAAAUUAAUAUUAAAGGUUUUUUUUUAAUAUUGUGAUGUUAUGACGAUGUCAGCUAAACCCGUCAACCGUUUUAUAAAACUCAACAUGAUAAUACUCUUAAGUUUCUAGUUAGUAAUUAUAAAAUUGACAAUAACUGUGUAAGAUGCAUUUGUAUUAACUUAUUCUAUGGGCUAUGAUUGUAGUUAUCGUAUUGUACUUCAUGUUUGUAAGUCACUUAAAGUCAAAUAAUAUAAGUUACAAAAUGUCACUAAAAUAAAUUAAUAGAUUUUAAAUUAAUAAAAACUCAAUCGGACUAAAGAACUGCCUCUUUUAAACAUACCGUUAAAACAAUUGCAUAACACGAGAUGUACUUAGUAAUAAAACUAAUAGAACUGUUUAGUUUAUUAUUAAGAUUAUUCUUUAAGGUAUUUAACGAAAUUGUAACUGGCGAAACCCUCAAAAUUACUUAUUAUGGAUUUGUAGUUAUUAAAUCACACAAAUUCAACCUUUCGUUUUUCUAUGAGAGUUCCGUCAUGCCAUUUCAUACUUGACAGAUGACAAAAUGACAAUUGAUACGUAAAUAGAUUGUAAUAUUUAUACAGUUGAUAUUUGAAAUUCUGCGUAUUAAAAUGUUAUUUUGAUGUAAGCUAA
Pieris brassicae (large cabbage white) is the source of this 4735-nucleotide messenger RNA. Its product is annotated as collagen alpha-1(XVIII) chain-like. The transcript has 28 exons. Bases 119 to 3235 code for a protein of 1038 amino acids. Lineage: Eukaryota; Metazoa; Arthropoda; Insecta; Lepidoptera; Pieridae. The record is from RefSeq and is a predicted model, not a curated record.